This is a messenger RNA of Armigeres subalbatus, 5460 nucleotides long. RefSeq names its product serum factor response D-like. NCBI's taxonomy places the organism in Eukaryota, Metazoa, Arthropoda, Insecta, Diptera, Culicidae. The transcript has 9 exons. Bases 2825 to 3607 code for a protein of 260 amino acids. The record is from RefSeq and is a predicted model, not a curated record.
GCCUUCACCGGAUUAACAUUUUUUGAAGCGGUUUCGUGUCGCUAGUACGGAGAGAGAGUUGUGCAGCGCUAAAACAUUUCUCUCGCUCUCACCUGCAUCGGCAGCCCGGCGGCUCCAUAGGUGAUCGUCCAUCUAACAACACUCUGUGGCGAGGAUCGCGAGCCCGUGUUUAUGUGUUUCGCGGUAUGUGUUGGCGAUCGCGCGAGGAUUGAUCAAUCGGUUCGUUCGUUCGUUCGUCCGUUCGUCGCCUAGGUCGUGAUCAAUUGAAGUCUGUGAUAAUUCUGGGGACGUAAUCGGUGCCAUUGUUGUGUCGUUUAUUGCUGGGCUGUGCGUGUUCGACGACGACGCGGGGAUCAGUGAAUCUGUGUAAGUAGCUCCUAUGCUGGGAGCCCGAUGAGGACGACACACACCUGUUGAGUGUGUUCGAUGCGAUCCUGAUCGGUGUAUUGGUGUCAGUGUUUUUAUGCACAGAGUGUAACGGAAUUGAUCAGCAGCAUAGCAAACCCGGUUUUAUCUCGUCUGCUGCGGUUAUAAUCUUCUGGCAUCGGCCAAACUUGUUGGUGUGCAGCACAUCUGUUUGCUUUGGUGAUUGGCGGCCACUCUAAGGAGAUUUAUUUUGAUUUAGAUUGGCGAAAUUUUAACUAAAGCAAGAGUACAGUCCUAUGCAAAAUUUGAAAGUUUCUGAAUCAAACAGCCAGAAGCAUGGUCCAGCUGAUAGCGUGCGCUGAGUCUGAGUGAUGCAUGGACAGUGCUUUCGAAUCGAAUGCAAAGAAAUGAAUGAAAGGCAAUCGUUAUUUUGAUGGUGUGUGUUUGUCUGAUGGAAGCCAAUCGUUGUCAAGUGACGGCGCGAACAGAUAAGUGAUAACGAGUUUGCUGCUGACUAAAUUGUUGUGAUUUCUUCAAUGCCUACAUAGUGUUUACACUCACCGAAACCGUUUGGCCAUUGAGAUUGAGCGGCAGAUUAAGCUAAUAAUGGAAUUGUUGUUUCCUCGGAUGACUGAUAGGAUGAUCGUGUUUUGACAAUAACCUGUUCUCAAGGGGAUAUUGAAUUUCCAGUGAGUGACUAAUUAGUUUGACAUUAUGUCAAACUGGAUUCCAGAACGAAAAUAUUUGCUGCAACGAAAGCUAAUUGAGACUUCCUAGACUGGAUGUUCAGAAAUCAGGUGUUCCUGAUUCAGCCGACUGACAUCCGUGCUCAAGAGUCUGAGAAGACCAAGCCGCAAAACACACGUCCCCAUCGAUAUCACUGCAAAACAUCAAGUCCACUCGAUCGAUCGUCGAUUGUCGAUUGUUGCCCAGCAGAGCUGAGGUCGCCGCAUCGCCAUCGAUCGCGAACUACUCGUGGAAAGGAGGAAACAAAAGCCGUACGAAGGGGCCGCCCGCCGCCGUGGAGAUCUCAACGUCUGUAGUGGCAGCAUAGUGACGAACGCUUGGAGAACGACGACGACGGCCACCGUUCCGCGGGCACAGUCUUCGAUAGUGAGUGAGUGAGUGAGAUUGUUUCGCGUUCGCGCGCGCCCAGGUCUAGGCCAGUGACAGUGCGAUAACUCCAGCGUGAUAUUCAGGUCUAAGGGCGACGGCCAGAUAACGGGAUGGUUCCGGAUGGUGCUGAACUCCUGUAGGUCCUGGAUGCUGUAAACCUUGUUUAGGAAAAGGCCGUAACGAUCGUCAUCUUCCUUCCGAGCCAUACUACAGAGCGACGAGUGUGAGGUAGAUUACGUCGCGAGACGUCACAACACGUUCCGAUAGAGUGAGUGUAUUGGAGUCAUUAGAAGCCCAAGGAAUUCCUUGUGCAAACGAGCGAAAAAUCGUAGCGUGCGCGAGUGCCUCAGAUAAGAAAAUCGAACGUGAAGAGCGAAGGAUAAGCGGCAUAAGAUAAAGUGAUUGUUUAACCAGAGUGGCAGAAAAGUGAAAUCAAUUGAUUUUUCGGUUGAUCAAAAAGUGAAGCGCACCAACUGAACGGGGAUUAUCUUUUGAGCGAUAAAUUGUGCGGAUUCGGAUGAUAGUGUUUUGUGUUCACUAAACAAAUCCAUUGUUGGGUGGUGAGCAUUAUCGGCUCCCGCAAGUCAGUCGAUUGGUGAUUCGAUAAUCGUCACUUUGAAAGAAAUUAUACUUGAAAGAGUUGCGAAGAAAGGCAACGAAAGAGAGCUUUAGAGUUAGAUAAUUUAGUGCACUGCGUCAAUUCAUCGCAAAUAUUUACAAGUGGUUUCAACUUAUUUGCAGACGACAGAAAUUUUCAACCAAGUUGAUCGGAAAAGAAUAUGCACUACGAAAAGAAGAUUACAAAUUAAGGGUGAUUCGAAUGGUUAUGCGUUGAAGUCGUCAACACUUUUUAUCCGGUCUUACAUGAAGCGUAAAAUUAAUUCAGUUUUGGAGUGUGUUUUCGUGCUUGCCUGAAAGAGAUUGGGGAGCUAUUGUUCCCUUUAUUUAAAAGUGACAUACAUCGGUGUAGUGCUUCGGACGCAGCGGAUUGCUCUAAAAACGGUGGUGUGAACGAAGAUCGUGCUAACUUGACUAUCGUACCCAACGGUUCUGCGCCGCUCCUAAAAUUCAUUCAUCCCUCCACCAACAUUCCUCACGCAUCCUCCGCUUCCUUCACCACAUUCCCGGUGGUGCCAAUGGUGAACAGAACUGUGAACUCAAACCGUACGCGGUGAAAUUGAGGGCACCCCUUUUGUUGUGACUUGAUCCCAGUGAUUCCGUCCCCACUGAUCCUUCCCUCGAGAACCCAUCCCGUCCCAUCCUUCCGUCAGACCGGCGGUGCAGUGGUUUACAUCAGCUGAUCGGCAGCGGCCCAACCCGAAUCCCCCCAAACGUCGGAGCUAUGUUAAACUGUACGGAUCUCGCCUGCGUGCUGCACCACCACCACUUCUAUGCGCAUCUGCAUCACCUGAAGCAUCACCUGCAGGAUGACCACGACCACCACGGGCACCAUGGCCAUCACGAGAGCCACGACCAUCAUGACUCAGCUGGUGGAGAGGGGAGUGACGUAGAGACGAACAACAUUCAGGAUCUAUUAAACGAUACCGAUUCAGAACUUUCCUCCCUAUCGCAUGUUGAUGCUCCCAACGAUGUCCUGUAUAUGGUAUGUGGAGUUGUCAUUGCCAUGCUCCUCGUGGGCCUCAUCAUAGUUUUAGUAGCAGUCACAAUCAGCAAACUGAGAAAGCGCGAAGAAUCGUCCGUGAGUCCAGUGACGGCGACCAACGUGGAAGCUGCGCCACCGUCGUCGAACCAUAACCACAAUCAUCAUCAUAGCAACAACAGCAGCAGCAACAACAACAACCAUCAUCACAACAAUCACCAUAGCAGUAGUAAUAACAACAGCAGUCAGUUGGAGAACGGAUAUUCCGUGCCUACCCCGGUGGCGUUCCGACAAAGCCCGUCCAGUGUGUGGGUGUUUCCUCCGCUACCGCCGCAGCCUAACCUGUACCACUACAACGCCAAUAGUCAAGACGCGUUAGUACACAACGAGAAGACCGGCUUCAAGGGACUGAAGCGACAACUGUCGGGCCGCUUCAAGCGGCUAGUGUCGCGAAAGUCGCACGAACCUGCCCCAGCGAUACCGCCUGAGCUGAAGCCCCAGCUGAAGACGAUCUACGUUUAUUAAUAAUAACAAGGAUAAAAAACAAAAACAAAACAACAAAAACAGUAACGUUAAACUAAAACCCUACAAUAACACUUAUCUUUAAGAGACCGGAUAACUGUAAACAGUACUAACUUUUUUAGUGAGAUCAGUUUGUUUCCGAUUGAGAGAGCUAAUUACGAGAUUAGUGUUCAACGUUUCUUUCCUGGAGAAUUUUUGAUAUUUUGUUGAAGUCUGAUGACGAUUGAGAGAAUAAUUUGCGAGAGUGAGAGAAUAAGUGGAAGAUUUCCGUAAGCGAACGAUAGGGAUCGAUUUUUCCAGGAUGUUAAAUUUCCUAUGAGCAAGAUUUCAAUUUUUAUGCCACGAAAAGUAAAAAGAAAACGAAGAUUGAUAUUAAAAUCAGAUUUUUUCUAGACAAGAAAAAUUUCCGCUUGUACUCUUGACACUUUUGGGAGGCUUCCAAGCCGACCACCUAAUUGAUAUUGAUCCGCCAUUCCAGUUUGUCGAUUUAUGUUGGGUGUCACUGGCUCGUCCAGUGCGCAAAUGUCCAGGAGAACCGUGAAGCUUAACGAUACAGAAGUAAUUAUUAUUAUUAGUAAACCUAGAAGAAGACUGACACACACAUGAAAUCCAUUUUUUUUUGUUUUGUUAGGCAUGCGAAGGGACAACGUAAACACAUACAUAUACACAAAUGAGAGUAGAGCCAAUCGAGCUCAACCGCUCUGAAAGUUCCCUUCUUUCAGAGACUGGAUUCGAGCGACUGUGUAAAAAUUUCAUGUAGUUCUGCUAGAUUUCUGUAUUUUCCUAUGAACGACCACAAAACAGAAAGUAUUUCCAUCUUUUUAACUCCCUAAUUUUACUUAGAAAAAUACGUUUUCAUUAGAAAAAGCUUCAACUUUAAAUAAAUUAGAAAAAGCGAAUCAAAACAAAAGCAAUAUAAACAAAUCCACUAGAUUAAUCGAAGCAUGGAUAGCAGAACAAACACAGCCUCACGGCACGCAAAGCUAGCGAAAGAUAUUUAUUAUUUUAUCGUGUAGUAAAUCAGCUCCACUCCCAUUCUGUGUUUAGGCAGCUUGAAGUUAGAAGAAAAAAUCAGCAUAAAACUGCAUUAGAAAACGAAAUAAGAUGAUGAUGAUGAUGCUUAAAAUGCGCACAAUUCCACCUUAAACAGAACAAGGCUUCAGGACAAACAACGCACACAGAACAAACAAGUAAACAUUUUGUAACAAAGCAGUAGUUGAAGAGAACGAAUGUGAAAAAUCCUGCGUUGUUUGCAUGAGAUGCCUAGAAAAGCGCCAUUUUGAUGAUCACGGACAAACAGGAAAACACUAGAAAAAAGAUUGAUCAGAGGAUAAAACAAACAGUAGGCUAGUAGGUGAUUGUAGACGGAGUAGAAGGAGAAGACUCUGGAGAGCGGGAAAGUUCACUCACAUUGAGUGCCGCCAAAACUGAAAACUGAAUCCCACACACACCACAAGCGCACAGAAACACACGCUCGCACGUCAAUCCCGCACACAUACACACCGGCGAACACCAUCAAACGGUAGGGGUGUAACGUGCUAGAGAAAUCCACCACCGCACCGCUAGGUGGAGCAGUUGAACCAGUAGCGGUUGGAGUACGUGGUUGCAGUCCCGAUUCCAGGGUCAGGCAUCCCACGCGCCGCGACCGAUGGUUCGGACUACUGCUCCGCUGCUGCUGGGUGGUGGUUGCCUGCAAUAAGCGAAAGCCGUUGAGCAGAAAUUUUUUCUUAGAGACUCUUGAGUCGGUGUACUUUGGGUGUGCGAAGAUUUACUGCAAGAAGAACAACAGCUGAGGGCAGAAUACAGUUAUACGAAAAUUGUAAUUUAAAUAAAUGCGAUAAUUUAAAAACAGAAAA